Molecule: messenger RNA, 196 nt
Organism: Acaulospora morrowiae
Lineage: Eukaryota; Fungi; Glomeromycota; Glomeromycetes; Diversisporales; Acaulosporaceae
Source: the annotation of a GenBank genome assembly
CAACCAUAUCAAAGAUAUAGGGGUGAGCGAACAAACAAUUCGCCAUGAUCGGAGGGAUCGCGACGUACCACAUGAUGAAGCACGGAAAGGCGGAGAACGCAACACCGAAUCAAGACCAACGAGUACACCACAACAAAGUGACUGUACUAUUGAUCUAACCGGCACCAUUCAACCAUCCGAUACUCCACCACCCCAA